CUAAUUAAGAGUUACACCUUUCUGAGUACUCAAGCAAUCAAACAUCCUUACUGCUCCUUUAACCACCAUGUUCGCCUUCGGUCUACCACUCUUCUUCUCUUUGCUCCUCCUCAUCUUCACCACCGCACAACCUUACAAAGCGACCGAACACUUCCUUCUUGACUGUGGUUCAUCCAGCUUUUCCAUUUCCAAUUCCAAUCAGAGAUGGGAGGGUGAUGAAAGUUCCAAAUUUGUACCUUCCGACUUCACCACCACUUCCUUUUCACUUAAAGCUUCAUCUCAAGAUCCUUCUGAUGUGGAUGCAAUCCCUUAUUCCACUGCCCGAAUCUUUAACACUUCAUCAUUCACCUACACUUUUCCAGUGUCUCCAGGGCCCAAAUUUCUCCGCCUCCAUUUCUAUCCAACCAACUACUCCAACCUUGAUACGAAAACAUCUUUCUUCUCUGUAUCAUCCAAUGGCUACUCUCUUUUAACCAACUUCAGUGCCUUGCUACACGUGUUGUUUCAAAAAGAGACUCGCCCUGAUGCAAAACUUGUCAAGGAAUUCCUCAUCCAUGUAAACAAUACACAAACACUAAACGUUGUCUUUACACCUUCGCCCAACUCAUAUGCCUUCAUCAAUGGUAUUGAAAUCGUCUCAAUGCCCGACGAUCUGUAUUUCAAUAAUCCUAUAAAACCGAAACCCAUUGGUGUGAUUAAUGGACCCGUUAUUGAUAACAAUACGGCUCUUGAAAAUAUAUACCGGUUAAACAUGGGCGGGGGACAAAUAUCCGGUAAAUAUGAUACAGGUAUGUACCGGUUUUGGGAUCAAGAUGAUAACUACAUAUAUGGUGGAGCGUUUGGGUUGACGCCUUAUCCGUACCAGGCUCCGAUCACGUACACCACCGAGACUCCGAAUUAUACGGCACCCGAGCAAGUUUACCAAACCCAAAGGAGUAUGGGCAAACUGGCUGACCAGUACAACCUGACUUGGAGACUUCCAGUUGAUUCUGGGUUUAAUUACAUGCUCAGGCUCCAUUUUUGCAACAUCAUACCACAAUACACAAAAAGGGAACAGGUGCGAUUUUAUAUCUUCAUUAAAAAUCAAACCGUUGAAAAAGAUUUUGAUCCAUUCUACGGGACCCAAGGUAGAGGGUAUCCUUUUUUCAAGGAUUAUGUUGUGCAUGUCGACAGCCCAGAUGGCCGCCCAAGCAAGCAAGAUUUGUGGCUUGCAUUGCAUCCCAACGCCUAUUCGGAAGCAUAUUAUGAUGGAUAUCUGAAUGGUUUGGAAGCUUUUAAGCUCAGCUGGAUAGGUAAUCUUGCAGGCCCCAACCCAGAACCUAGCUCUACAUCCCCGCCUGCAAGUCCCAGUAAUAAGAGCAAGAACAAAACUCCAUAUGCCGUAAUAAUUGGAGGUGCCGUAGGAGCGUUAGUUUUGUUAUCUAUAUUAAUUCUUAUAGUUUUACGGAGACGAAGGCAAGUCAAACACUAUGGCACAGCCGCUGACGAUAUGUCAUCCUAUGGUCCUGCUUAUAGUGAAUCAAAAUCUACAAAGUCUACCCAUUCAACACUUCCAUCAGACCGAUGCCGUCGUUUUUCACUUAGAGAAGUAAAGGUUGCUACCGAUGAAUUUAAUGACAAUUGCGUGAUAGGCAACGGAGGGUUUGGUAAAGUGUACAAAGGGCACAUAGACAACGCUACAUCCACUGUCGCAAUCAAACGGCUAAAUGAAUCCUCCAGCCAAGGAUUAAACGAGUUUCACACGGAAAUAGUUAUGUUAUCGAAAUUACGUCAUGUCCAACUAGUGUCCCUGAUUGGAUACUGUGAUGAUGAGGAAGAAAUGAUACUCGUGUAUGAUUACAUGGCUAAUGGCACUCUAAGGGAACAUCUAUAUAAAACAAACAAACCUCCUCUGCCAUGGAAAAGACGUCUUCGUAUUUGCAUUGGCGCGGCCAAAGGGUUGCAUUAUCUCCACACGGGUGCAAAGCGGUCAAUCAUUCAUCGGGAUGUCAAGUCCACAAAUAUCUUACUGGAUGAAAAUUGGGUUGCUAAGGUGUCCGAUUUCGGUUUGUCUAAGCUUGGCCCAAGAGACCAAGCACAAAACCAUGUUAGCACCGUGGUGAAGGGUAGUAUGGGAUAUGUUGAUCCUGAAUAUUACCGAACUCAGCAACUCACGGAUAAAUCUGAUGUGUACUCGUUUGGAGUUGUUCUGCUUGAAGUGUUGUGUGCAAGACCUGUUAUGAUUCCUGGGCUGCCCAAAGAACAAGUGAGUUUGGCAGUGUAUGGAAAAUCAUGUUAUCAGAAAGGGACCCUGAAACAGAUAGUUGACCCAAAACUAAGGGGUAAGAUUGCACCCGAGUGUUUAAGGAAGUUUGGAGGGGUCGCGACUAGUUGUCUGAAGGAUAAUGGAAGUGACCGGCCAACUAUGGAUGAAGUAGUUUGGGGACUUGAGUUUGCAUUGGAGCUACAAGAAGCUGCUGAAAGGAGGGUUAGUGAGACCGUGCCAGAGAAUCAGGAACUUCCAUUUCUGAUGCAAGGUGAGGUAACCACAACGGACGAUGAGUUGUUCUCGGGAUCAACUGCAGUAAGAAAUGGCACAUCAUCGCUUAGUAGCAGCUACGAAGGGUUCAAAUCAGAAACAGUUUUCUCAGAAAUUCUGAAGCCAGAAGGAAGGUGAGAUAUGAAUGUUGAACUUAAAGCCACCAUUCAGGAUAUAUGGUGGUACUGCUUUCCUACAGAGUCAGACUAUCUAUCCUAUAUUUUUAGAUUUCGAUUAUUGUAUUUAUAGAAUUCUGAUUAGACUAUAUCGAAUUUAAAUGUUGUUCUUUCAUUUAAGAAUUGGUGCUUUAACAGUCA
Molecule: messenger RNA, 2835 nt
Organism: Erigeron canadensis
Lineage: Eukaryota; Viridiplantae; Streptophyta; Magnoliopsida; Asterales; Asteraceae
Product: receptor-like protein kinase FERONIA
Exons: 1
Coding region: 68-2656 (862 amino acids)
Biological process (GO): protein phosphorylation
Molecular function (GO): ATP binding; protein kinase activity
Source: RefSeq, a predicted model, not a curated record